Molecule: messenger RNA, 1176 nt
Organism: Prosopis cineraria
Lineage: Eukaryota; Viridiplantae; Streptophyta; Magnoliopsida; Fabales; Fabaceae
Exons: 5
Coding region: 1-1176 (391 amino acids)
Source: RefSeq, a predicted model, not a curated record
AUGGAGUCAAUCCUUCAAAAGAGGAAAGCAGGGGUUAUUUCAAAAACUAUUAAAGCAAAUGUUAGUCAUCAGAAUAUUGCUACUGACAAUGAUUCUCAGUCUACUAAGAACCAAUAUGCAGAAGUUCUAAAUGUCAUAAGAUCAGAUCCAUUUGUUAAUCAACUUGCAAUUACUGAAGACAUUACUGUUGUUGAAGAAUUGUAUGAACAAAAUCCUGACCCUCGCACAAAUCAGAUUUCAAUAUACUUGGAUGACGGAGAUGCUAUAUAUCAAUAUGAACAUUGCAAAGCAAAAAUAUGGUUUCCUGAGCGACUAAAGCGUGCAUCAACUAAAUCCAAUUCUAUCUUUUCAAUGUGCUACUGUCAUGGUAAAGUUCAAGUUCAAAACUUUAAAGACACACCAAUAGAGCUACAGAAGCUUUGGUUUAACAAAGAUUUUCCAUAUUUCAAAUCCUUUCAUAAGAAUAUCAGAUCAUAUAACAAUAUGUUUUGUUUCACUUCAAUGAGGGGUCAGAUUAAUCAUGAUUUAAACAAUGGUGGAGGACCUUACACUUUUGUUCUUACUGGCCAAAAUUACCAUCGUCUAGGAAGUCUUGUACCCUUACUUGGUGCUUCUCCAGUUUAUUCACAGCUGUAUAUCUAUGAUACAGAUAAUGAAAUUACAAAUAGAAUUAAUACUGUGAGUAAAAAUUCAAGACAGGAUAAACUCGAUCCAUUCAUAGUUUCUUACAUCAAACAAAUUUUAGAUUCAAAAAAUGCUUUGGUUAAGAAGUACAGAAUGGCAAGAGAUGUAUUGAAAGAUUUUCUGGAAGCUGAAGUUAAAAUAGCAUUAAUAAGACAAGACAAUAUACAAGCAAGGAAUUACUCAUUGCCAGUUACUUCAAAAGUUGCAGCUCUUGUAGUUGGAGACUUUGAUGAGAACAACAAGAAACAUGAUAUAAUAGUUGAAAAAUAUGGGCAAUUGAAAAGAAUAGAUGAGAUUCAUAAGUCCUAUCUCCCUUUAUUGUUUCCUUUUGGAGAUAAUGGCUAUAGUCCUCACAUUCAACGUAGUGAAGAAAACGUAGCAAACACUUUAAAGAAAAAGACUCUCUCAAUAAGAGAGUAUUUGUGCUAUAGACUGAUGGACAGAGACAAUGAAAUUUCACUGCUACUUCAUGGUGGGAAGCUCUUACAAUAG